AUGGUAUAUCUGAGAAUGGCUGUACAUCGGCUGAAGAAAGAUGAACAACUGAAAGUGUUACCGUCAUUGUUGAACGCGUUGAAAGCGAAUCUCGCAGACAAGAACGUUGUCGAUCAAAUAAUUCUGUUGACUGCCGGUGGUUGGUUGCGAUUAGCAGAAAUGAAUGCCGAGAAAUGGCCUGAUCUCAAUGAACUGAAUGACCCUUCGAUACGUUCUGCAGUCCUCAAAUUCUUCUCGGAUAUUCUCGCAUUCCCAUAUCCAGUUGGUGAUUUAGCGACAUUCGUAACGAGAGUGGAAGCAACUCGUAUGGUCAAUUUGAGUUGUAUAUCAAUCAGCACUUACUUAAAGAUCGCUAAGGACCUUUUCGUGGCAGCAUCAUUGUCCAUCACUGAUGUGAAAGUGGCCGUUUUGAAAGUGUUAUCGUCGAAGUAUUUCACCGAUAAGGAUUGUUUGCCGUUGCUGCCGUUGGGUCUGGCGAACGGCUGCAAUGAAGUGGAAUUCGCGGCGGAUUCUUGCAUGAAAAGAAUUGAUCAGCCGGAAACUCUGAAAGAUAGAGGAGUCAUCAAUAAAUUGUUCACACUGUAUUUGGGCAAUCCGUCGAAGGUUAGUUUAAAAAUGCAACGAGGUGACCGUAUGGAAUAG
Molecule: messenger RNA, 642 nt
Organism: Anisakis simplex (herring worm)
Lineage: Eukaryota; Metazoa; Nematoda; Chromadorea; Rhabditida; Anisakidae
Source: the annotation of a GenBank genome assembly